AUGUCUGGCCCAGGGAAGUAUGAUUCGCUCGACUCUCUAGAUGAUAGCAAGUAUGAAUGGAAGAUUAGGGUGAGAGUUAUACGUAUUUGGGAUAGCUACAGCAACAAGGGUCAGAAAGAAUUCAAGGGGCGUAAUAUGCUUCUCCUUGAUGACAAGCAUCAAAGAAUGCAUGCAUUCAUAUGGCCAAAUUACCUGGAUGAAUUUAAAAACAUGUUUGUGGAGGGAAACGUAUACUCUAUAAGAAAUUUCUCAGUCAAGACUUAUCGCAAAGAGUCCCUGCGUUGCACUAGAUAUGACAAACAAAUAUGGCUUUCAAACUAUACCAAAGUGUUUCCUGUGGAAGAUGAACAGAAGAUGGAAAGAGCUAUACGGCCUGUUGAAUUUGAUUUCUUUGAUAUCGCUGAUAUUGGAGAAUUAGUCAAGCAGUCAGAUAAUAACUUCCUCAUUGAUGUCAUAGGAAUUUUGAUGGACAAGGAGGUACUCAGAAGAUUCAAGAAUCAGAGAGAAGUUGAACAAUGUUCUUUUAGGUUCACUAUAACUGAUGGAAGCGCAAGCAUUAAAUGUUGCUUUUGGGAUGACAUGGCUGAAAAGUUCUCAGCUGCUAUAGAGAAUGAAAAUGAGACACCAUUGAUUGUCAUAAUUGCAAGUUGUAAGCAUAAUGAAUACAAAGAGGAGCCUUACGUCUCCAAUGUUGCUGCCACUCGGUUUUACAUCAACCACAACCAUCGUAGUGUGCUUCAGAUGAAGCAACGAGCAAGUAUGCCAGAUUUCACCUAUACGCCACCAACUCGUGCUGAGACCCCUAAAACCCAGAUAAUGACAGUUGCUCAACUUCGUAAACUCGAUUCUAAAUUCAACAUGAACUUGGUCAUGUGUCAAGUUACUGUCAAGAGUGUUGAAGAAUCAAAAAUUUGGUACUUUGAUGCCUGCAGCAGCUGCGGUAAGGAAAUUGAGGUGGUGAAUGGGAAAUACAGGUGCGAAGAAUGUAAAAGAAAUAUCCCAUUUCCGGAAAAAAGGUUUAGAAUUUAUGUGAUUGCUGAAGAUUUAUCAGGAGCAGCUGCUUUUGUGGUCGUUGAUCCAGAGGUUGAAAACAUUAUUGAAAAGUCUGUGUUCGAUGUUCUUAUUGAUCAGUCCCAGGAGAAACAAGGAUCUGGAUUUCCAUCUGUUCUCAAGUUGUUUGAAGGGAAUCAGUAUACCUUUACAAUUCGACUCAACGGUGAUAACUUGGAUAGGGCAUCCAACACCUAUUUUGUUACUGAUAUUUCCAAAGGUCAUGAAAUAAUGGACAACAAUGUUGCAGACGAAGACUCUUUUAGUACAGGUCCAAUGAAUGUGCAAUUUUCUGAUUCUGCUUCCAUAUCAAUCGCUGAUUUUAAGACCCCGGACACGGAGAAAUCGACCAACACCAACCGUCUGAAACGACUCAGUGGUGAUGAUGUUGUGUUAAUUGCAAGCCUGUCUGACGACAACGAUCUUGCUGCUGGAGGUGUGAAGGAGAAAGAAUCUCUUACCGUCAAACAUGUCAAAAAGGAGAAGGUUUAA
This is a messenger RNA of Daucus carota subsp. sativus, 1542 nucleotides long. RefSeq names its product replication protein A 70 kDa DNA-binding subunit D. The record is from RefSeq and is a predicted model, not a curated record. Bases 1 to 1542 code for a protein of 513 amino acids. NCBI's taxonomy places the organism in Eukaryota, Viridiplantae, Streptophyta, Magnoliopsida, Apiales, Apiaceae. The transcript has 11 exons.